Molecule: messenger RNA, 1515 nt
Organism: Asterias rubens (European starfish)
Lineage: Eukaryota; Metazoa; Echinodermata; Asteroidea; Forcipulatida; Asteriidae
Product: 1-acyl-sn-glycerol-3-phosphate acyltransferase alpha-like
Exons: 6
Coding region: 59-880 (273 amino acids)
Biological process (GO): phosphatidic acid biosynthetic process
Cellular component (GO): endoplasmic reticulum; membrane
Molecular function (GO): 1-acylglycerol-3-phosphate O-acyltransferase activity
Source: RefSeq, a predicted model, not a curated record
AUAGUCUGGUGCAUAAGCAGAUUACCAGUUACAUCUUUACAACGUUGUUCAAAUCAAAAUGGAGUUGGACGUGGUGCAAGUUUUUAUAAUUUCCGUUUUAGUACUUUUGCCGCUUCUGUACGAACUAAGCGGAACCUUUAAAUACUACGCUAAGAUGUGGUUAUUUUACGCCAUCCUCAUGAUCGGAUCAUUACUCAUAAUUGUAUUGGGGUUGCAUAGAUGGCGAGAUCCAGAGAAUGCCAAGUUAAUUUGUUGGAUAUUGUCGUACACAUCAAAGUUAUUUGGCAUCCGAGCUGAGAUACGCGGUUCUGAGAAUCUAAGACAUGAUAAACCCUGUAUAGUGGUUGCUAACCACCAAUCUUCACUGGACUUAUUUGGAAUGUACAUGAAUGGUGUGUGGCCCGAAAGAUGUGUACCCCUGGCAAAGAAAGAACUUCGGAUGGUUCCAUUUUAUGGAUGGGUGGCUUGGCUGACCGGAGCAAUAUUUAUUGACAGACUCAACACAGAGACUGCUAAAGGAACCAUUGAAGGAACAGUCAAAAUUCUCAGAGAUCAGAAUCUGAAAAUUUGGGUAUUUCCUGAAGGAACACGAAACCAUGAUGCUGGAUUAUUACCAUUCAAGAAAGGUGCCUUUCACCUAGCUAUAACAGCUCAGGUGCCCAUUUGUCCUGUUGUGUUCUCGUCAUACUCAGAAUUUUACAGCAAAAAAGAAAAGCGUUUUGGAACUGGAAAAUUUACGGUCACAAUUCUCCCACCGAUCAUGACAGAUGGGAAGACAAGCGAAGAUGUCGCAGAACUGACUGAACAAAUACGCAAACAAAUGCUGAAUGUGUACAAUGAAAGCUCAAUGCAAAGACUGGAGAGCAAUGGUGUUAACUAGGCCAGGAACAUUCCCCGAAGAGGUUUGGUUUGCAACUGCAGUUCCCAUGUGUCGGGUACCAGCCUAUUUCACGCAGAUUCUUUAAUGCAAAGUCUGGCUUCCUGAGGACAGUACAUUUGUUACUAAGACUUUAGGUUAUAGGUACCAGUUGUCAUCUAACCCGAAGACCAUCUUAGUCUGGCUCCCUUAAGGCAUUGCAUAUGAAACAAGGUUUUAUGCCUUUGACACUAGAUCAUAAGGCUCUUUGGACACAAUGCUGGAGCUAAGGUUAGAAAAGCUCUAAAUGUACUCUUCAGCAUUCAGAGUUGUCAGUUGUUACUGAUAACCAUUGGCUAUCAGUAAAGAGUAAAGACCAGCUGAUCAAGCCCACAACAGGCUAGAGCUGGAGUGAUAAAGGAAAACAUUGAGACUUUCUAGGUCCUGUCCUGCUAGAUUUGCAUUGGCCGACGGCUUUAAAGGCAAGCACCAGUCUAGCACUUGAAGAUUGGCAUUUUUUCUGAGCUAGCCUGAACAUCUGAUGUCACACUUUGAGGCUCGUGAAUAACGCCAGAGACCUGCCUCCAGCGGUGUGUACAUGCACCUUUGACCUGCAUUUACUUCACAUUCUGCAGUCAAAUUCUAUUGCGGACUUGAUA